Molecule: messenger RNA, 2279 nt
Organism: Ruditapes philippinarum (Manila clam)
Lineage: Eukaryota; Metazoa; Mollusca; Bivalvia; Venerida; Veneridae
Product: heat shock 70 kDa protein 12B-like
Exons: 5
Coding region: 80-1780 (566 amino acids)
Molecular function (GO): ATP binding; ATP-dependent protein folding chaperone
Source: RefSeq, a predicted model, not a curated record
CGAAAUUCUUUGAAGGAAGUAAAUUACUUUAGGACGCGGAGGUACAAUUUUGAAUGAUUAAUGAUUUGAGUGAUGUAAAAUGGCAGGUUCCGCAUUGCUUGUGGUUGCGUUUGACUUUGGUACAACAUACAGUGGCUAUGCUUUCUCGUUCUGGGAUGACCCUUUAAAAAUACAGACAAAUCAAAAGUGGAUCGCUGGAAGCGAUCAACUUAUAUCCUGGAAAACACCAACUUGUGUCCUUCUCGAUCGAAGUGGGCAGUUCCACUCGUUUGGAUAUGAAGCAGAAAAUCACUUUGCUACCCUUGUCGAAGAUAAAGAGCACCAGGAAUGGCGUUUGUUUCGUAGAUUUAAAAUGAUUCUUCACAACAAUAAGGAUCUAUCAAGAUCGACCACCGUUGAAGAUAUAAACGGAAAAUCAAUGCCAGCAAUGACGAUCUUUACAAUGUCAAUAAAAUAUCUUAAACAACAUUUCACUGAGGCACUCAACAAACAAAAGACCGGCAUUGUUGAUGAAGACAUACAAUAUGUUAUUACUGUACCUGCCAUAUGGAAUGAUAAUGCUAAGCAAUUCAUGCGUGAAGCAGCAGAAAAUGCUGGCAUAGAUAAGGCACGUCUAAAGCUAUCUUUUGAACCAGAAGCAGCGUCUAUUUGGUGUCAGACAAUUUCUACAGAUGUAAAGGAGACAUGGUCUAAAGCAGGGAGACAAUACAUGGUGAUCGAUCUCGGAGGCGGUACUGCAGAUAUAUCUGUGCAUGAGAAACAAAUCGAUGACACAUUAAAGGAACUCCAUAAAGCAAGCGGUGGUCCCUGGGGAGGAACAGUUGUUGAUAACAACUAUUUAGAAUGGCUGACCAAGAUAUUCGGGAAUACCACAAUGGAAAGAUUUAAAAGUGAGCAAAUGGAAGACUACUUUCAAAUGCUUAGGGAAUUCGAAAUAAAAAAGCGAAGCAUCAAUCCCGAAUCAAAGGGGAAAUUUACUUUUAGACUGUCUGCAUCAAUUAAAGAGCUUUAUCAGGAGAGUAACAGUCUUCACUUAGAGAAAAGAAUUGCCAAUCUGGGAUUGUCGGGAAUGGUUACAUUUUCUAGCGACAAAUUGAGAGUUGAUGUUUCUGUAGUUAAACAAUGGUUUGAAACUCCUAUCAAUAGCGUGAUUGAGCAUGUACAACAUAUUCUUGCAAAACAGAAUAUGCAAACAGUCGAAACAGUUCUUUUAGUUGGUGGAUUUGGCGAGUGUAAAUUAGUCCAAGACCUGAUACAGAGAGAAUUAAAGUCCAAGAAAAUCAUUAUCCCAGAAGAGGCAGGUCUUGUCGUUCUCAAAGGUGCAGUACGGUUCGGACAUUUUCAGGAUACUGUACGUUCAAGAGUAAUGACCCACACAUACGGGAUGGCUAUCUUUGAAGAUUAUGACGAGCAAAAACAUAAAAAUGCUGAAGUAGAUUUUAUAGAUGGUAAGAAAAAGGCUUGCAAUGUCCUGAAAAAAAUUAUACAGGCUGGAGAAGAGGUUACUAUUGGAAAAUGUGUAUCUAAAGGUCCAUACACACCAACCGACCCUGACGAAACGACAAUUUGUGUAUACUGUACAGAAGAAAUGUAUCCCGAAUAUUCAACAGAUGUGGGUUGCAAACACAUUGGUACACUAAAAGUUGCACAUGCAAAUGGUUUAUCGAAAGACGAUAAUAGUCUGCAGGCUUCCUUCAUAUUUGGUGAUACCGAACUGCUUGUGAAAGCUGUAAAUAUCAAAACGAAGGAAGAAUUUUCAACGUAUAUGGACUGUCUGUAAACAGUAGAACAUCUGCAGCCUGAUAUUCUACAAUAGAGAAAUACUUUAUUGUGCAGACGUUAUUUGAAUGCAAAUACUGGAAGGUUUGACUUCAAGAUCCCCUUUGAAGUUAUCAACAAAGUAAUCUAUUAUUAAGACUGUAAUGAAGAAUGAAGUAAAUGGUCUAUAGUAAGAAAUAUUACAAUUAUAAAUUAAAUAUAUGUAUAUGAUUUAUGAUUUUGAUACUUUGGUUCAUGUCAAAUUAUUUUCUUAAUAUAUGAUGGUAUAAAAAACACUUUUUCAAAAAGCUAUAAUAGCUGUACAUUUUAUGAAUUAGGGCAUACCUAUCACUUUUAAUAACACCAAUUUGAAAUAUUUUGAAGAGUUGCUUAUAAAGCGUUUUUCAGCGUAUAAUUUAUUAUGCAUGUAUACAAUUAGAUAGAAAAACUGAGUGGCUGUUUUAAAUACGUGUCGUAUGAAUCAUUGAAAUUUUUUAUUAGUAGUUCAUUUUAUACAGAGG